Camellia sinensis is the source of this 839-nucleotide messenger RNA. Its product is annotated as protein DMP4. NCBI's taxonomy places the organism in Eukaryota, Viridiplantae, Streptophyta, Magnoliopsida, Ericales, Theaceae. The record is from RefSeq and is a predicted model, not a curated record. Gene Ontology annotation, biological process: endomembrane system organization.
AACAAAAACAGAAAGAUCAAAACAUGGAAAUCAAGGUGGAAAAUGAGCAUACCCGGAACAUCGAUGAACAAAAACUCCCCCUUUUGGUAGAUAAAUCCCUAUCCGUGACGAUAGAGAAAACCCUAGUACAAAAGGCCAUUAGCCAGACAUUUCAGAGCACAGCCCAUUUAGCCAAUCUUUUACCAACCGGGUCGGUUCUUGCUUUCCAACUCCUCUCGCCCAUUUUCACAAACCAAGGCCAGUGUGACCCAGUCAGCCGGUCCAUGACUGCUGGAUUAAUAGCUCUGUGUGGACUGUCAUGUUUUUUACUGAGCUUCACAGAUAGCUUUAAGGACAAAAAGGGAAAUAUCUGUUAUGGGUUUGCCACGGUCCACGGUUUGUGGGUCAUUGACGGGACGGUUACUCUGCCGCCCGACGAUGCUAAGAAGUACCGGUUGAAAUUUAUAGAUUUCAUGCAUGCCUUCAUGUCAAUACUGGUUUUUGCAGCUGUUGCACUGUUUGAUCAAUGUGUUGUGAGCUGUUUUUAUCCAACACCGUCCGAUGAAGCACAAGAGGUCCUUACAUCGCUGCCGGUUGGGAUUGGGGUGAUUUGCAGUAUGUUGUUUGUUGUCUUCCCUACCCAACGCCAUGGAAUUGGCUUCCCACUUACUGGUAACUAACAGUGCUGUGCCUUUGUAUCUUCAGCAAAGAUUUGUUUUCAUUCUUCUUGUGAUUGUGAAAUUCUGCUUUUGCAAGCGAAGUAUCAUUCUUCAUUUGUGUUUUCUUUGAAGUUGUGCAAUAAGAUCUUCCCCUGCAAUUGAACUACUGCAUUACGCUCCAUUUGUUUUGACAGAAAACAA